Sclerotinia sclerotiorum 1980 UF-70 is the source of this 309-nucleotide messenger RNA. RefSeq lists its product with no specific name. The transcript has a single exon. The record is from RefSeq and is a predicted model, not a curated record. NCBI's taxonomy places the organism in Eukaryota, Fungi, Ascomycota, Leotiomycetes, Helotiales, Sclerotiniaceae. The coding region runs from base 1 to 309 and encodes 102 amino acids.
AUGGUAUCAGGUCUCGAAGGCUUUGGUGCCGAUGAUUCUGUGAUAUUAGAUCUCGAAGGCUUUGGUGCCGAUGAUUCUGUGAUAUUAGAUCUCGAAGGCUUUGGGGUCGAUGAUUUUGUGAUAUCAGAUCUCGAAGGCUUUGAGGCCGAUGAUUUUGUGGUGUCAGAUCUCGAAGGCUUUGAGGCCGAUGAUUUUGUGAUAUCAGAUCUCGAAGGCUUUGGGGCCGAUGACUCUGUGGUAUUAGAUCUCGAAGGCUUUGAAGCCGAUGACCUCGUGGCAUCAGAUCUCGAGCUCAUUUUGACGUUUUAA